Messenger RNA from Anoplopoma fimbria (sablefish), 1250 nucleotides. It is a transcript of the gene anxa14, whose product is annotated as annexin A14. The coding region runs from base 101 to 1045 and encodes 314 amino acids. Gene Ontology annotation, molecular function: calcium ion binding; calcium-dependent phospholipid binding. NCBI's taxonomy places the organism in Eukaryota, Metazoa, Chordata, Actinopteri, Perciformes, Anoplopomatidae. The transcript has 13 exons. The record is from RefSeq and is a predicted model, not a curated record. Gene Ontology annotation, cellular component: cytoplasm.
UGAGACACAGGGCUGAUUAGAGGAGGUUGUAAAAAAUACUCAACUACCUCCACACCUUCCUGCAGCUGCCACAGCGAUCUGUUACAGUUCAAACAAAGCCAUGGACCCUGAGUACUUCCAAUCUUAUAAUAUGUGUUGGGGAACCCUUGGAACGGUGCGACCCUUCCCCAAUUUCCACCCUGACCGGGAUGUCAUGGAGAUCCAGGCAGCGCUGGAGAAGAAAGAUGCUGUGACUCUGGUGAGAAUCCUUACCAAUCGGACCAACGCUCAGAGACAAGUGAUCGCCGAUACCUAUGAAGAAAUUACCCAAAAGGACCUGGCAGUUGGGUUGAAGAAAGCUUUGUCUGGAGAGCUGGAGAUUCUGCUGCUGGAGCUGCUGAUGCCUCCUCUGCAGUAUGAGGCGUAUCGCCUGCAAAAGGCCAUGGCGGGUUUAGGAACGGAUGAGGAAACACUGAUGGAGAUCCUGUGUACACAAUCCGGAGAGAAGCUUCGAGAAAUCAGCGCUGUGUACAAACAAUUGUUCAAGAAUGACCUGGAGAAGGAUCUGAAAGGAGAAACCAGCGGAGACUUUGCUAAGCUUGUUGUGGCUUUGUUGAAUAAAGAAGAUGUUGCUGGUGGAGUUCAAAGAGAUAUUCAGUCUCUUUCUGCAACGCUGAAUGGGAAAAAAGCUGAAGCAGGACCGUGGAUUGACAUACUGACCUCUAGAGACUCAGACCAUCUUAACAAAGUGCUGGACAGACUGGAGCUGGAAAAGGGACAGGUGGAUCAGGCUCUGGAGGAAAAGUUUUCAGGAGACAUUCGACUGGGCUUGAAAGUUUUAGUGCAGUGCAUCAAAAACCCUGAGGUCUACCUCGCCAAAAGACUUGUUAACGUGAAGACCCCAAUACUGCAGGGGAUUAUGGUUUCUCACGCAGAGGAAGAUCUGCUGAGUAUCCGAGCUGCCUACCUCAAAUUAACAGGCACCUCUCUCUACACUGCUCUACAGAAACAAUACAAAGGAGACCAUCUGCAGGCUCUGCUGGCCAUCUGUCGAUCUGAAGAUUAAAAAAAAGCUAUACACAUAUUGAGUAGCUUCGUAUCUAUAUAGUUAUUCUUUUCCUUUGAAUCAGUCUGUUGUAAUAGAAAAAAUAACUUUAUAUUCUAUUGCUGCUUUUCAUAUUUUAUGGAAUCUCAUUUGAUUACAUGCUUUGCUUAUGCUUGUUUUAAUGAAUUAUACAAAUAUAUGCAACUAAAUGUAAAUAAAUAUAUAA